UAUGUUGGCAGAUUUCGUGUUCUACGGCCGUCAGCUCUAGGUCCUUACCGGGUUCUCGUAUGCGUGCGUCUCCCGUAUGUCUCCGGGCUGAACUCUAAUCUUUGCGAAGGGUCACCGGUUUCUUUGCGGAUUGGCAAAAGGUUUUCACCGCCUUUCAUCAAGAUGGAGUCCCAAGUGUAAAGCAUCUACCUUCGAGCUCGGAUACAGCUAUUGCAAUGAGGAAUCCAUCAUGACAUGAGUUGAAUUUCGGAGAGCCGUCCUGAGAAGCACCGGAAUCUCACAGACCAUGGCGUCUCGGAGUCUUGUUUUCUCCCUUUUGUCUGGUUUUCUUGCAUCCCUUUCGAGUGUACUCGGUAAACUCGGCAUGGCGAGCGAUCGCGCCGCAGCGAUGUGUCAAACCGUCCUCUCGGCUUGGUUCGAAACGACACAGAUCGAAGCCUUCUAUUUGUGUGAAAGCAUCCUGUCAUUGGUGAGAGGAGGCUUCCUAUUGUCGAUGAUAGCCUGCAAUGCUCUGAUGUGGACCAUCUUCACGAAAGCUCUCCGGUCAAGCUCCUCGACUGUCGAAGUGACCGUUGUCAACCUCGCGGCGAACUUCUUCUGCUCUGCCAUUUUCGGACAGUCAUUUUUCGGAGAACGUCUCACCUUGGUCUGGGCUUUGGGGAGCGUCAUCAUCAUCAUCGGACUCGCUCUAAUCCACGUUGGGAGCAAGAGAAACGUGGAGAGCGGAAAACUUUCGCAGGAAAAACAUUGCGACAUGAGGUACCCGGGUGCAGAGAAGAUCUACGAGCGGCACCUCGCGAGAAAGUCGCAAUGACUUUUUCAUUUGAGAUCAAACAUCGACUGAAUUUUUCAAAAGUAUUUGUACCGCAAAAUUUCGACUCGGCAAUGAGCACGCAGCAUGGAAUGAUCCCUGUUCAUAUGUACAUAAUACUGUAUAUCACCACCAAAGGGCAGACCUGGAAGGGUAUUAGUCUGUGUGUUAUGGGGACCAACUCUAGUGAUUCCUUUGGACUCCGAAGGUUUCCGUUGUGAUGCCCGAUCUCGGUGGUGGAUCGUCGCUCGCAAAAACAACGCUGCCUAUCUGUGAUUCUUCGGAAGGAAUAAAUGAGCUCCCCCAAUGAAUCAGCC
Molecule: messenger RNA, 1128 nt
Organism: Galendromus occidentalis (western predatory mite)
Lineage: Eukaryota; Metazoa; Arthropoda; Arachnida; Mesostigmata; Phytoseiidae
Exons: 4
Coding region: 287-814 (175 amino acids)
Source: RefSeq, a predicted model, not a curated record